This is a messenger RNA of Corticium candelabrum, 1219 nucleotides long. RefSeq lists its product as uncharacterized. The coding region runs from base 30 to 932 and encodes 300 amino acids. The record is from RefSeq and is a predicted model, not a curated record. The transcript is spliced from 2 exons. NCBI's taxonomy places the organism in Eukaryota, Metazoa, Porifera, Homoscleromorpha, Homosclerophorida, Plakinidae.
UAGUCUAUACAUACUGUAUUAUAUACUGUAUGAUACUGAGAGAACUCUUGUUUGCUGACGAUUGCGCAUUAGUUGGUCACACAUAUGAAGACAUUCAACACAUUGUCAACUGUUUAGACAGAUCAACUAAACGUUUUGGCUUGAGUAUCAGCUUGAAAAAGACAGAAGUGCUUUUUCAACCACGUCCAGGCUCAAACUAUAACCCUCCUCCAGUUAUGAUUGGUGAUCACCCAUUGUCUUAUGUCAGCAAUUUCAAGAUAUCAAAGGCCAGUGCUGCUUUUGGUAAAUUGUACAACAGACUCUGGCAAAGGCAUGAAAUCAAACUGACCACGAAGGUUGCAGUUUACAAAGCAGUAGUCUUAUCAGUUCUGUUGUACGGAUGCGAGUCAUGGACCCUUCUUCGUCGUAACCUCAAAAGUUUGGAGAGUUUUCAUCUGCGAUGUCUUCGCCGCAUAUGUGGAAUCCAGUGGACUGACUAUAUACCCAACACAGAAGUGUUAUCUCGUUGCAACAUCAGUGGCAUUGAAUCUUUUGUUAUGAAAUGCCAAUUUCGCUGGGCUGGUCACAUGUCUCGAAUGCCUAAUGAUAGAAUUCCCAAACAACUCCUUUUUGGUCAACUGGAACAGGGCCAUCGUCAUCAAGGUGGUCCUAAAUUACGUUAUAAAGAUUCUAUCAAGGCUAAUAUGAAAUCUUGUGGGAUUGACUUCCUGCAUUUUGAGAAACUAUCCAGUGAUAGAACAAACUGGAGAUCUCUCUGCCAUUCAUCACUCCAACAGUUUGAAGAAAAUCGUAUUAGACAUCUUCAAGCUCAACGUCAGAAACGGAAAGAACAAAUUGUUCCUACCAACAAGUCAUUUGUUUGUCAAUCUUGUGGAAAGGAAUGCCGUUCAAAAGCAGGUGUUAAAUCCCACCAGAGACACAGAGGACACUAAAGAGAGUCAUCACUGUUAUCAGUGGACAUGCCAUCAUGAUAAUUUAAACUAGUCUUUUGGAAUGUAUGUAGCCAAAUUUUUAUAUGCCCUUAGGCUGUAACUUCUCGUUAGACAAAUGGGUGGUAUCAGCUAGUACACGGUAACCUUUCUUAGCUAUUGCGUUUUCUGCAACAUCACCUGGGAUUGUUGCCAUUAUGACAACCAAACAAAACUAGUUGUUCUUGUGUGUGUGUGUGUGUGUGUGUGUGUGUGUGUGUGUGUGUGUGUGUGUGUGUGUGUGUGUGUGU